Molecule: messenger RNA, 3053 nt
Organism: Neurospora crassa OR74A
Lineage: Eukaryota; Fungi; Ascomycota; Sordariomycetes; Sordariales; Sordariaceae
Product: vacuolar amino acid transporter 1
Exons: 7
Coding region: 725-2791 (688 amino acids)
Biological process (GO): amino acid transmembrane transport
Cellular component (GO): vacuolar membrane
Molecular function (GO): amino acid transmembrane transporter activity
Source: RefSeq, a predicted model, not a curated record
AGCUUUUCUUUUUUUUUUCCCGGCUUUUCACAUACUUAACCUAAUAGCCUUUAGAUCAGGUCUCAACCAGUCCGUCUCUCCUCAAGACAACCUAGAAACCCAAAAAAGCAACCAGGGCCCCCUCGACCUUUUUGUGGUGUUUUUUUCUCCGCUUUGCAAGCAAGAUCCACAGCCUAUUCACACACACACCUUACACUACCAAACAGUCAGUUCGUCCCGUCACUCUUGGCCUUGUUCAUCCCAUCUCCACCUGGAGAUCCGAGCCACCAGUGGGAGCCGGCAUCACCCCGGCUUUCUUGCCGACUGGGCUGCGUGACGCAGUACGCAGUAGCCCUCGACUAGCCCAUCGUCGAGCCGAACGCCUCCUACGCGACUUGCGAAGCUAGGGGGAAUCGAAAUCGUGAGAUCAAAUCAGUCUCUGUCAUUGCCGCCACGUCGGGUCUGGAAGUGGAACGGGUAACGAGGGGGGAAGGAUUCACCAGCUCUGUGUUUGGUGUGUUUUUUGUGUGCUCGCUCGGCGUUUUGUGUGCUCGGUGUGAUCUUUCUUCCGUCAUCGUCUCUUGUCUAACUCUUGGUGAUCGCCUCGCUUUCUUUCUCUCUUCUUCCUCUCUCUGUCUCUCUCUCUCUCUCUCUCUCUUUCUCUUAUUUUAUAACCCUUUCUCGCAACAAUACCAUAGUGAUACAAGAAACGAUAUUGGCCGAUUCCCACCAGGUCACACCACUCAUGUCGUCAAGAAACCCAACAACCUGGGACCAGUACGAGCGCGGGGGUCGGUCUCCCGGCAGAACUGGCAGUUUUUCCUCGGUGGGAAACAGGAGUGUUCAGUUCGAAAACGAGUCACUGCUUGGCCGCAGUGCUGACGCUAAUGGUUACGGCGAGGAUGGGGAAUGGCCACAGUUGAGGCAUAGGAGAUCUUCCAUCACCAACCGUCUUUCCGCCGUGGCCGAUAUUGGAGGCGUGAACAGUAUCCGCUCCUUCACCAGGAGUUGGCAGCGCGCCGCCGGCUUCAGCGAAGUCAUCCCCCAACGCCCGUCCUUCGUUUUUGCCCCGGAUCAAGCCCCAAUAGCAGCGCCGCCCUCCGGCGCGACUCCCAUUCAGUAUGGAAGGAGUGAUCUCGAAGCUGGCGAGGCGACGCCCCGGUCAUCUCUGCUACGACAACACUUUGAAUCUGCUGCCGGCUCUGCUCCUCAAAACGAAGUCGCGGAACCUAGCACGACGACGACGACAACGACGACGCAACGGCAUUCGACCGAUUACCGAGAACGCGAGGCGAAGGCGCUCGAGAAUGAGCUCGCCCAGGGGUUUCGUGUAGGAAGCGCAGGAUCGAUAUUUGCGGUUCCGCCACACUUGGCUACUCCUCCGAUCGUGGGCAGUUAUGGGUCGAUUCCUGAUUAUGGGACUACACAGUCCAGGGGCAGCAUGAGCAGGCAAUCGAUAGAUCAGGUCUCGGUUCUGUGGAGGGAACCCCAAGAAGUGCCGGCGAACGUGCCCGAUCAGGAGAUCCCGCCCAUCUUGGUGAAGGAGGUUGAGCAGGACGGGAAGAUCGUGUUGGCAGUUGAGGGACAGUCGACGCUCCCGCAAACGGUGUUUAACUCUAUCAAUGUUCUCAUUGGAGUUGGCCUCCUAAGUUUGCCAAUGGGCAUCAAAUACGCCGGCUGGCUCUGCGGCAUGGUCACUCUACUUCUAUGUGCCCUCGUAACCGUCUAUACCGCGAAGCUGUUGGCGAAAUGCAUGGAUUUGGAUCCUAGUUUGAUCACCUUUUCCGACCUCGCCUUCAUCUCGUUCGGCCGAAGUGCGCGCAUAGCCACCAGUAUUCUCUUUACGCUCGAGCUACUUGCUGCCUGCGUCGCCCUUAUUGUUCUCUUUGCGGACUCUCUCGAUCUUCUCUUCCCGGGCUUCCUGUCGGUCACAGGGUGGAAGAUCAUCUGUGCUGUUAUUAUGGUACCGCUGAACUUUUUGCCGUUGAGGCUGUUGAGCUUCACGAGCAUUAUUGGCAUUUUCUGCUGCUUUUCAAUUGUCCUCAUCUUGCUCACCGAUGGCUUCCUCAAGCCUACAGCGCCUGGUUCCCUUAUCGAGCCUGCCAAAACCUACAUGUUUCCACAAAAUUGGCUGACUUUGCCUCUCUCGUUUGGUCUGCUCAUGUCUCCCUGGGGUGGCCAUGGCGUAUUCCCAAAUAUCUACCGAGACAUGAGACAUCCGUACAAGUACACAAAGGCUUUGAAAAUCACCUUUUCGUUUACCUAUCUCCUAGACGCAACCACAGCAGUCGCCGGUCUCCUCAUGUUCGGUGACGGCGUCCGCGACGAAAUCACAUCCAACAUCCUGCUCGAGGCCAGCUACCCCAAGGUCCUAACCUUUUUCAUGUGCGCCUUCGUCGCCAUCAUCCCACUAACCAAGAUCCCGCUUAACGCGCGUCCUAUCAUUGCCACACUCGAGGUCCUGUUCGGCCUACACACGACGACGGUCGCCGAGAGCUCCGGGCUCGUGGGCCGCUCCAUGUACUUCCGUGGCGUCAUGAAGAUUGCCAUUCGCGCGCUGACCAUCUUCUGCUUCCUGGUAAUAUCGAUUGUAUUCCCGGCAUUUGAUAGCAUUAUGGCUUUUAUGGGGAGUGCGUUGUGUUUCCAGAUUUGCGUAAUUCUACCCGUCCUCUUCCACCUCAAGCUCUUCGGCAGCAGCAUGUCGCGCAGAGAGAAGAUUUUCAAUUACUUCUUGCUUGCGGUAUCCAUCACGUUAUCUACCGUUGGCACUGUUUGGGCUUUCCUACCAAAGAGUAUUUUCGCUCCUGAAUAAAGGGGAGCCAGGAUGAUGUUGCAUAUAAUUGCUGUUGUUUCUAGUUUUUCGGGUAUUCUUUUGGGAUGAUCUCUUUUAGACCGCAUUGCAUCAUGGUGGUGUCGCUAUUUGCAUCUCUUUUUGAACUGGUUAGGCUAGGCUAGCUAGAUUUGUUUUGAAUGUGUAUGGAAUGCAUUCGAGCCUCUAAUGUGGUUUUACGGCCAAAUCACUAUAUUUCAUAGUAUGCUAUGGACAAAUGCUGACAUCAUCUUGACUGGUUAAA